AUAGUAGGUCAUGUUUUGGUUCCUAUAUACGCGUACCGGCCGGCCGCGGCCGAGCAUCCAUACAAGAAAGAAGUAAGCUAGUUGACACCAAGCCAACCCAGCAGAGAGAGAUCUAGAGAGAACCGGCAAUGGCAGAGCUGGCGGAAUUUGCGGUGGGUUUGUCCAAAUCGUUGGUGACUACGGUGCAGUCUGCGAUCGACGAAGACGCCAGGCUCCGGCAAAAGUUGGAGGCUGAUCUUAUGGCCUUCACUUUGCAGCUGGACUUGAUGAAAGGCUUGAUGGACGACGCCAGCCAACUGAUGGAGAACAUUCUGGUAAAGUAUAUUAAAAACCUGAUCUACGAACUAGAAGACUGGAUUGAAUGUGCUUCUCAUCUGGACGACAAGCCAAUCUUUUGGCGUCGGUUGCUCCCGUCCUGCAUGGCACCGCCGCUGCCGCUGGACGAGGCGGUUGAGGAGACACAGGCGCUCCAGAGUAGGGUGGAGUUCGUCAACAGCUGUUACACGAGCUACAAUCUCAUCGGCGGCGGCGACGACUCUGCUGCUGCAGGCGCCGGAGGGUCGUCAACCAGUAUGCUCGUCCAGGCAAGGGGCGCCACCAAGAGUAAGAAAGGCUUUGGUGAUCUCACAAGAUUGAUCACCAUGGCCAGCAGGAAGAAUAGCGCCCUUGAGGUGAUCUCUGUGUGGGGUGCAGAUGGAGAUCAUGGAACCACAUCCAUCAUCAUGAAGACCUAUGAUGACCCUCAAGUCUGCAGAAACUUCACUUACCGCUCCUGGGCGAAGCUCAUUCAUCCCUUCAGUCCCCACGACUUCGUCAGGACCUUGAUGCUUCACUUCUACGCAAACGCGCCUUGCGACAAACAAGACAAAGCUGACAACACAUGUAGGCGUGUCCUUGCCAAGAUGAAGGCCAUGAAGGCCACCCAGCCAGAUGAUCUCUUCCAGGAGUUCGAGCGGCUGGUCACACGGGAGAGGUACAUCGUCGUCUUGGAAGGCCUCUCAAACAUGUCAGAUUGGGAUGCUAUCAGGGCCUUCUUUCCUGACAUGAAGAAUGGCAGCUGCAUCGUCGUGUCCACUCGGCAAUGUGAAAUAGCAACCUUGUGCGCCGGACAAUUUUACCAGAUACUGGAACUCCAGCAAUUCUCGCGUCGCCAUUCUGUCUGCGCCCUUUUCAAGGGUUCUGAAGGCGAUGGAGACAAAAACAAGAACCAUAUUCGUACACUUUUUGGACGCGACCCACAAAUAAAGGAACUCGGUGAAUAUGUAUCAGAAACACGUGUCAACUCUCCCCCGGUGAUGUCCGUGUGGGGAAUACCUGGAGUUGGGAAAUCAGCUCUUGUCAGAAAAUUAUAUGAUGAAAGAAAGCUUCACAGCAAUAACUAUGACAAGUAUUUUUGGGUGGAUGUAUCACGUCCGUUCAAUUUAAGGGACUUGUAUCUGAGCUUACUUCAAGGUAUUCAUCCGGAGAAAGACCCCAUUGAAGAGUGUCACAGUCUUCUGACGAAGCAUCGGUGCUUCGUUGUUAUAGACGAGCUCCGGUCCACAAAAGAAUGGGACUUGAUGCAAGCUGCCUUGAAGCCCAAGAAAGCUAAGAGCGUUAUCAUUGUCAUUACAACUGACAAAAGCAUCGCCACAUAUUGCACAAAUAAUAAUGAAAAGCUCCUGUUUAAUGUCAAGGCUCUAGAAGCUGCUGCAGCCUUUGAUCUCUUCCAAAUGGAGGUUCAUAAGACGUUUCAAGAUGGUGUGGAGCAGGAGGUACAAGAACUUAUUUCGAAGUGUGGAGGUAUACCCAAAGUAAUAGCUGCCAUAGCCUCCAGCAUCGAGAUGAUGGGUAAAAUGCACGUUCUAAUUUCUUUGGAACAGAAAUUUAUGCAUCACCUGGAGACCAACCCGGAGUAUGAUAUGCUACAAGAUCUAUUUGACUGGAUCCGUGUUUACUUCCGCGAUUGUCCAGACUACCUCAAGCCAUGUAUCUUCUACCUGUCAAUAUUUCCUCAAGGCAACAUCAUUCGUCGGAGGCGACUGGUAAGGCGGUGGAUUGCGGAAGGCUACUCCAGGGACAGCCAUAAUGAAUCUGCGGAGGAGAAUGGGGAAAAUCACUUCUCUGAGCUGCUUGAGCUGAGCAUAAUCCAACAGCUAGCAUCACAGUCAUCAUCGACGUCACUAAAUGUUGACACAGAUGUUCGGAUGGUCUUUUGCCAGGUGAAUACUUUCAUUCGAGAGUACAUUGUAUCACAGCGAAGGGAAGAGAACCUUGUCUUCGAACUGGGUGACAAAUGUGCCCUAACCACCCAGCGCACAGGACGUCACCUUGUCAUAUUGAAGGAAUGGUACCGAGACAAAAUUGUGUUUGAGAGGAUGGACUUCUCACGGCUACGGUCGCUGACAGUGUUUGGGGAAUGGAGAGGAUUCUUAAUCUCAGAAAGUAUGAAGCUUCUUCGGGUGCUUGAUCUAGAAGAUGCAUCCCGUGGUGUCAAGCAUGAAGAUCUAGAUAAAGUAGUGAAAUGGCUGCGUCGCCUCAAGUUCCUCUCUCUACGAGGACACGAUGAGAUCAAAUAUCUACCAAGUUCAUUGCAUCGUAUGGGACAGCUCCAGACACUGGAUAUCAGGGAGACCUCCAUAGUCACCCUGCCUGAGACCAUCACCAAGUUAUGCAACUUGCAGUACAUACGUGCCGGUAGACGACAACAUCAUCGCCAGCUGUUUGGUGUUGAGGUGCCUAGAGGGAUUGGGAAACUCACGGCGCUGCACAUGCUUGGUGUUGUCGACAUCGGUGCUUCAGGCACAAAGACCAUGAUGAAAGAGCUCAAGGAGCUCACCCAGUUGCGCAAGCUUGGAGUCUCUGGCAUCAACAGGAAGAACAUCAAGAAGUUUGUAGAAUCAAUUCAUGGUGCCCAUUUGGAAUCCUUGUCCCUGCAGCUCGACAAGGACAAUCAAGGCUGCUUGGAUGGUAUCUCCAUGCCUAGGGCUUGGGUGAACCUGCAGAGCCUUAAACUGUAUGGGCUUCAAGAUAAGUUGCCACAAUGGAAGGACCAACUUAGCAAGCUCAGGAAGUUGGACCUGGAGAUGGCCACUUUAAAACAAAAUGACAACACUGAGUUCCUUGCCAAGCUACCAGAACUAUGCAUUCUGCGCCUUUGUGUCGAGCAGCUUCAGGAUAAUAAGAUUAGUUUUUCUGCGAAGAUGUAUGGAGAAGAGGUACCCACAUACGAAAAGGUGAAGAUCCUCGAGAUUUCUUGCAGCUCCAGCAGCUCAUUACAUGUGACCUUCGGAUCAGAAACAAUGAAAAAUCUUGAGCUGCUCAAGCUUGACUACUCCAGCGGGUUGUCGUCAUAUGACCUGACUGGCCUGAAUUAUCUGUCUGAGCUCAAGGAAGUCUUGCUGAAGGGCACCAACGAAGAAGCACUCAAGACAGACCUCGAGCAAAAGCUUCUCAACCAUCCAAACAAACCUGUCGUGAAUCAUAGGUGAUGUGUAACAUUGGCAAGUGUUUUAGAUGAAACAUUGAUGUGGAUACUUUGGAUAAUAUGAAUAUUUAUGUGAUGACAUGUAUCUUG
Molecule: messenger RNA, 3556 nt
Organism: Brachypodium distachyon (stiff brome)
Lineage: Eukaryota; Viridiplantae; Streptophyta; Magnoliopsida; Poales; Poaceae
Product: probable disease resistance protein RXW24L
Exons: 3
Coding region: 129-3470 (1113 amino acids)
Biological process (GO): defense response to other organism
Molecular function (GO): ADP binding
Source: RefSeq, a predicted model, not a curated record